UCCGUCCAUUUCCAUUCAGCGUCACUCCCAACCUCCUUUUUAACCGGGACAACAUGGCGACUACAGCGAACCGUUACUACAGCGAAGACGGCAGGGCAACGAAACGACAGAAAACCGACGGGAUGGCCACGGGAUACGAAGAUCCACACAAGACUCUCCCAUCUGUGGUGGUGCACGUCCGAGGACUUGUAGAUGGUGUUACUGAGGCUGAUCUUGUGGAGGCCCUGCAGGAAUUUGGAGCGAUCAGUUAUGUGGUGGUGAUGCCCAAGAAGCGUCAGGCCCUGGUGGAAUAUGAGGACAUGAACGGGUCAUCCACAGCUGUCACUUACGCUGCAGACAACCAGGUUUACAUCGCAGGCCACCCUGCUUUUAUCAACUACUCAACCAGCCAGAAGAUCUCCAGGCCGGGGGACUCUGACGACUCAAGGAGCGUGAACAACGUUCUUCUGUUCACCAUCAUGAACCCUAUCUACCCCAUCACUACGGAUGUUCUCUACACAAUCUGCAACAACUGCGGGCCUGUCCAGAGAAUCGUCAUCUUCAGGAAGAACGGCGUCCAGGCCAUGGUUGAAUUUGACUCUGUGCAAAGCGCUCAGCGAGCCAAAGCAUCCCUCAACGGAGCCGACAUCUACUCCGGCUGCUGCACGCUGAAAAUCGAGUAUGCCAAGCCAACUCGUCUGAAUGUGUUCAAGAACGACCAAGACACCUGGGACUACACAAACCCCAAUCUUGGAGGCCCAGAUGGUGAUGCAGAUGGCAAUGGGAGCAAUGCAGAAGACGUGAACGCCAACCCCAACAAACGGCAGAGACAGCCCGCCCUGCUGGGUGACCACCCUCCAGAAUACGGAGGCGGUUAUCACGGCUACGACGAGAGCUACGGGUCCCCACCCUACGAUGGACGCCGCAUGGGCCAGCAGAUGAGAGGGCGUGGUGGAAGAAGCUACGGGCCCGGUUACGGACCUCCUCCCCCUCCUCCCGGAGAGUACGGUGGCCACGCCGAGUCUCCAGUAAUCAUGGUGUACGGACUGGAACCCGCCAAGAUGAACGCCGACCGUGUCUUCAACAUCUUCUGUCUCUAUGGGAACGUAGAGCGGGUGAAGUUCAUGAAGACUAAGCCAGGGGCUGCCAUGGUGGAAAUGGGAGACUGUUACGCAGUGGACCGUGCCAUCACCAACCUGAAUAACAACUUCCUCUUUGGACAGAGGAUAAACGUGUGCGUGUCCAAGCAGCAGGCCAUCGUCCCCGGUCAGUGCUACGAGUUGGAGGACGGAUCGAGCAGUUUCAAGGACUUUCACGGCUCCAGGAACAACCGGUUCACCUCACCGGAGCAGGCUGCCAAGAACCGCAUCCAGCACCCGAGCAACGUGUUGCACUUCUUCAACGCCCAGCCAGACGUCACACCAGAGAUUUUCUCUCAGCAGAUCUGUGAAGAGAUUGGAGUCAAGGCCCCCGUCAACGUCAAAAUGUUCACAGGAAAGAGCGGCGCCGCACCCAGUGACCGCAGCGCUUCAGGUCUGCUAGAGUGGGAGUCCAUCAACGACGCCAUGGAGGCCCUGGCCAUGAUGAACCACUACCAGAUGAAGAACGCAGGUAAACCUGGUCCGUACCCCUACACCCUCAAAUUGUGCUUCUCCACGGUUCAGCACACCAACUGAGCGCGCCCUGCGUGCCAGGAAGUCAAAGAUUGGUCCGCCAUUCCCAAGUUCACAUGUACUUAGACAAUGACUGCUUGCAACACUCCGGGGGGGGAAAUUGAUUUUCAAAAGAAACACCUCUUAUAAUGUUGGAUAAAUUUCACGAUGUAAUUCUCACAUUGGAAACGCCGUGUAGACCAAACGAAGACAAACCGGUCACUGAAAAUGUUUUGAUAUUUAUGCCCCAGACGUGGUUGGAAGCAUCAGUACGUGUGUCUUUAAUAUUCAGUUGUCAUUUUUACUUUUUUGUAUUAUGCUUCUACAGUUACCCGACAUGUGAGAAAUCCUAUUUGAAAGAGUUGAUUUUAUGCUCAGGUGGUUCAGUGGCCAUGGACGACAUGGUUUUGUAGAAGAUUUGUCUUUUGGAAUUUUUAUGGCUCUCUCUCGUUUUUUCUUUUGUGUUAUUUUAAUUGCAACAUAUUACGUUUUGUGUCUCCGUGUCUGAUAUGCUGUUGGAGAAGUGUUUUGUUCUAAGAAAAUAAAAAAAGUCAAUUUAACGUUUA
Messenger RNA from Notolabrus celidotus (New Zealand spotty), 2197 nucleotides. RefSeq names its product heterogeneous nuclear ribonucleoprotein L-like. The coding region runs from base 54 to 1655 and encodes 533 amino acids. The record is from RefSeq and is a predicted model, not a curated record. Gene Ontology annotation, molecular function: mRNA binding. The transcript is spliced from 14 exons. NCBI's taxonomy places the organism in Eukaryota, Metazoa, Chordata, Actinopteri, Labriformes, Labridae. Gene Ontology annotation, cellular component: nucleus. Gene Ontology annotation, biological process: regulation of RNA splicing; mRNA processing.